Molecule: messenger RNA, 2895 nt
Organism: Aspergillus tubingensis
Lineage: Eukaryota; Fungi; Ascomycota; Eurotiomycetes; Eurotiales; Aspergillaceae
Product: WD40 repeat-like protein
Exons: 6
Coding region: 1-2895 (964 amino acids)
Molecular function (GO): protein binding
Source: RefSeq, a predicted model, not a curated record
AUGGAGACAAUGAGUGAUGUUUCCGGUGUUUUAACGCAAGUAAAGGCAUUUCUUGACAUUCCAUUACAAAGCAUCCCACAGACCGCGCUUCCGUGGGCAGUGAUUUCUUCCACAAUUGAUGCCAGCCAAAGCAGCAGCAGAUCUAAUAUCAAGAACAAUACAUCGCUCGGAGAGAUGAAUCACAGUCUCGAAACUGGAAUUGUUGAUCUCUACGAGUCAAUGCUCUUCUAUCAGAUCAAAAGCGUCUGUUUCUAUUACAAAAGUCAACUUCUCGUUCUGCUCCGGGGCUUUCUCGAUUUGGAUGAGUGGAGCGGGAACCUGAAUGCUGUCAAAGAUGCAGAAAAGGUGCUUCAAAACGACUUCACUCUCUAUAACCAGGAACACAUUAAGGACCAGAUCAGACAGGUAACUAUAGCCAGUGAGCACCAGAAAAAAUUAGACGAAUACCGCAACUGUCUGCAGUCUCUCCGCUGGAUUGACCCUCGUGCUGAGAUCGGAGAUAUACAAGCCCGAAAUGAGAGCAUCAUAGAAGAGCUGUAUACGUGGAUUCUUCUGACGGAUGAGUACAGACAGUUCAGCAAGUGGGAUAAUAUUACACCUGCACGUUUGUGGGUUAGUGGUCAGGCAGGAACUGGAAAGACGAUGCUCUUGAUCGGCAUCAUAAAAGAUCUGAUCUCUCGUGGACUUGUUGAUACAGAACGUCCAUUGAUUCUAUAUUUUUUCUGUCAAGCCACGAAUGACCAAGCCAACAACGGCGUUGCGGUUCUACGCAGUCUAAUAUGGCUGUUGCUUCUGGAACAACCACUCCUGAUUUCACACAUUCAGAAGGAAUACUUUCAUUCGGCAAGCAGGCUGCUUACGGAUAAAAAUGCGUUCACAACUCUACGUGACAUUCUCAGAAAGAUGCUGGAGGAUAAAUCUUUGAAACGAGCCAUCAUUAUCAUUGAUGCCAUGGAUGAAUGCGAGGAGAAAAGCAGAGAACUACUGACUAGAUUCAUCGAUGAUGCGUCCUCGGCAGAAGAGCUGCUCAAUGUAAAGUGGCUCGUCUCCAGCCGGCCACUGCCAGAAAUACCAGCAAGUGUGCAGGACCCCACUCUGCCCACACACAGUCUUCUGAAGCUCGAUGGACAUGACAUGUCGCACUCUAUCGACAGGUAUAUCGAUAUCAAGAUGGUUCAGCUCAGGCAUAAGGCACGUAAGAAGAAUCGUGUCGAGGAAAUAGCUGCUAAAUUGAAAGCUGAAGCAAGCAAUACUUAUAUCUGGGUGUCAUUAGUCUGCAGAGAGCUCAUUAACGCCCAUGAAUUCAUGUGGGCCGAAAUUGUCGACAAAAUUCCAAAAGAUUUGGAAGAUCUCUAUGGCUACCUACUCGAUAGAUUGGCCAAUUUAAACUCCGAAAUUAUGUCUUCAUGCUGCAGGAAUGUCCUCAUGGCUGCUAUGAUUGCCAAAGAUCCCCUGGCCUUGUCCGAGAUUGAAAUUCUCGCAGAACUUCCAGAAGGUGAGGAUACAGCGGAAGCAGUCGUCCAGGAGUGUCGUUCCUUUCUGACCAUUCGAAACAAUACCGUGUACCUGGUCCAUCAAUCAGCGCAAGAUUAUCUGCAAAAGCAUUAUCGAAGACUCUACAAUGUCUCUUCGGCCACGCUUCAUCACCAAAUGUAUAAAAGAGCCCUCCAUGGUUUGAGAAAGAACUUGAAACAAAACAUAUAUGGCGUGUCUCAUUACGGGAUUGCGAUAGAAGAUGUGCAAAUCCCCAAUCCAGACCCUUUGAAUUGUGUUCGGUAUGCAUGUCGCUACUGGGUCUAUCAUCUGGUUCAAAGUGGCUGCACGUUCACAGACAUGGAGGAUAUCCUUUCGUUCUUCAACACACACUUCCUUCACUGGCUAGAGGCAAUGGGUUUGCUGGGGCUGUUUCCCGAUAUUGUGAGGCUUGUCGGUCAAUUGAAAUCCAAUGCAGAAACUGAGAACGUGCCGGUACUGUUGGAAUUUCUAAUGGACGCCGAAAGAUUUAUCUUGCAGAACCUGCCAAUUGCGACCGCAGCGCCUCUUCAGCUCUAUGUCUCCUGUCUUAUAUUCUCGCCCGAGAGAAGUAUCGUCAGGUGCAUGUUCGGAAAGAAAGCCUGCAAAUGGAUCCUGCGAACAGUUGGCGCUGAUAUGGAAUGGGGCGCACUGCUCCAAACACUUGAGCAUUCCCAUAGGCUAUUGGGGUCUGCAUCAUUCGAUGGCGUGGUGAAGGUGUGGGAGAAGGGGACGUGGAGACUUAGGUGGGAAUGGCGACCUUCGGGCCCAACAUCAUCGCUCGCACGCACGACAUUUUCUCUGAAUGGUCGGGUAUUGGUAGCAGCCACAAUACGCGCCCAUGCUCCUAAUAUAGUAGCUCUGGUGAAUAUAGAGACCGAUACUAUAGUGCACGAGCUCGCUCACUUGGGCAAGAUCACGAAUGUGGCAUUUUCCCUAGACAAUCGGAUGUUGGCCUGUACCUCAGAUGAUAGGACUAUCACACUGUGGGAUACUGCGACGUGGAUUAUCAAGCACACAAUUCAUGACGAACAUGUGCUUGAUUUGACCGUCUUUUCCCCGGAUAGCAAUCUCAUCUCUGCAGGUCCAUUGCAAAACUCUGUUCAACUGUGGAGUACAAAAAGUGGAACGCUAGAACAAACACUAAAGGGUCAUGCUGACUAUGCUACAACUGUUACCUUCUCGCCUAACGGCCAGUUGGUGGCAUCUGGGUCACAUGAUAAGACAGUCAAGCUAUGGAAAGUGACCCCGGGGAAGGAGGAGCCAAGCCUGGACUAUCACUCAGAGCCAAUAGAAGGUGUGAUACUUUCACCGGAUGGUCGGCCACCACGAGGAAGUGACAGCAGCUGCUUUCUCUCCAAGCAGCAAGCUACUCGCCUCUAG